Aureobasidium subglaciale EXF-2481 is the source of this 963-nucleotide messenger RNA. RefSeq lists its product as uncharacterized. The transcript has a single exon. The record is from RefSeq and is a predicted model, not a curated record. The coding region runs from base 1 to 963 and encodes 320 amino acids. Lineage: Eukaryota; Fungi; Ascomycota; Dothideomycetes; Dothideales; Saccotheciaceae.
AUGCCUGGAUCAGGAAUCAAGACCAUCUUCGGUGGAGCGGGUGUGGGUAGGGGCGCCUUCCAAACUGUAGAGGAUUGUCACGAAGUCUUCAAGACUCUGAAGGCCUACGGAGUCGAGACUAUCGAUACAGCUCAGCUCUACGGAGCUUCUGAGCAGGUUCUGGGAGAAGCAAAGGCCGGCGAGCAGUUCAUUGUCGACACAAAAACUCCCGGAGGCUUCAACCCACAAGCCAACACCAAGGAUGCCAUCCUCGAGAACGGACACGAGAGCUCAAAGAAGCUCGGUGCACUUGACGUCUUUUACAUUCAUUCGCCAUCUCCAACCGAGCCCAAUGCUGAGGUUCUUUCCGCUGUCAAUGAGCUUUACAAGGCUGGCGUCUUCAAGCGGUUCGGCCUAUCCAACUUCACCGCCAGCGACGUCGAAGCUGUUUACGACUACUGCGAGAAGAACGGCCUCGUGAAGCCCUCGGUCUAUCAAGGCAAUUACUCGCCCGUAGCCCGUCGUCAAGACACCGAACUUCUCCCAACUCUUCGCAAGCUUGGUAUCUCCUUCUACGCCUACAGCCCCUUGGCUGGCGGCUUCUUAACCAAGACAAAGCAAGAAGUCCUCGAUGGAAAGGGUAGAUUUGGGCUCGAGAUGAUCGGUGCAAUCUACACCAACAUGUACGCCAGACCUCAGCUACUGGACUCGCUCGUAGAUUGGGAGAAGAUUGCCAGCGAGGCAGGUAUUUCGCGUGCUGAACUGGCAUAUCGCUGGGUCAAGUACAAUUCCGCAUUGAAGCCUGAACAUGGUGAUGGAAUCAUCGUUGGUGCGAGCAGUCUCGAGCAGUUGAAGGAGACGUUGGAAGGCCUUGACCAUGGUCCUCUUGCUGAUGAAGUUGUGGAGAAGAUUGAUGCCUUGUGGGAUACCAUUAAGCAUGUUGCUCCGCUUGACAACUACAACGACGGUCUGAAGCCUAACUAA